Messenger RNA from Callithrix jacchus (white-tufted-ear marmoset), 905 nucleotides. RefSeq names its product transmembrane protein 35B (gene TMEM35B). Lineage: Eukaryota; Metazoa; Chordata; Mammalia; Primates; Cebidae. The record is from RefSeq and is a predicted model, not a curated record.
UCGGUGUCCCGCGGGGCGAGCGCGGCCAUGGCGCUUCUGCUCUCGGUGCUGCGCGUGUUGCUGGGAGGCUUCUUCGCGCUCGUGGGGGCGGCCAAGCUCUCGGAGCAGAUCUCGGCUCCAGUAUCCGAGCGGAUGAAAGCCCUGUUCGUGCAGUUUGCUGAGGUGUUCCCGCUGAAGGUGUUUGGCUACCAGCCAGAUCCCCUGAGCUACCAAACAGCUGUGGGCUUCCUGGAACUGCUGGCUGGGUUGCUGCUGGUCACAGGCCCACCGAUGCUGCAAGAGAUCAGUAACUUGUUCUUGAUUCUGCUCAUGAUGGGGGCCAUCUUCACCUUGGCAGCUCUAAAAGAGUCACUAAGCACCUGCAUCCCAGCCAUCAUCUGCCUGGUGUUCCUGCUGCUGCUGGAUGUCGGCCAGCUCUUAGCCCAAACUAAGAAGGUGGUCAGACCCACUUAGGAAGAAGACUCUAAGUACAUUCAAGGAAUCCUGGAAGUAGAGCAUCUCUGCCUCUUUGUGCCAUGCAGCUGUCACAGCAGGAACAUGGUAGAACACAGUCUGUCAUCGUGUUACCAGUAUAAUAUCCAGGGUCAGCCAGUGUUGAAAGAGACAUCUUGUCUACCUGGCCCUGCUUUCUCUUUUUAGCUUUACUACUCUUUUGUGAGGAGUACAUGUUAUACAUACUAACGUUCCUCAUGUCAUAUGAAAAUACAAAAUAAGCAAAAAAGAAAUUUAAAUCAACCAAAAUUCUGAUGCCCCAAAUAACCACUUUUAAUGCCUUAGUGUAACUAUACCUCUGAACUUUUUUCUGUGCCUUUAAACAGAUAUAUAUAUAUAUAUUUUUUAAUGAAAAUGAAACCAUAUAUCCUAUUUUAUUCCCUCCUUUUAAAACCUAAUAUACUAUAAGACCA